CACUCGCUUAUCUCAUCUUCCACUUCACAUCUGUUUUUUCCCCUUUCAUCAGCUCCGCUCCAUCGCAUUUUCACUCCACUGUAUUUGUGCAAGCGUAACUAAAAACUGUUAAAGCCAAUCUUAAACAAUGUCGUAUAUACCGCCACACCUGAGGAACUCUACCACCACCACCACUUCUUCACUAACCCUAGACAGCGUCAGUGAUCACAUCAGUAAGCUCUCGCAUUCCGCUUCUUCAAAUUUGCACACUAAAAUCUCCUCUGCUACUUCCACUUGGAACUCUCUUCCUACUUUGUCCAAUGGCUCUCGCCGGACUUCCGUUGCUGUCACGUCGCCGAGAACCUUGGCUGUUCCCGAAGUCGUUUUUCCUCAAUGGAGCCCCUCCGAGCGCGUUCUUCGCUUGAAUUCGCAGCAGAUUGAAGAUGUUCGUUUGCGGCUUAAUGUCGAAGUCACUGUUGCUUCGGAUUCUCCUCCCGCACCUGCACCCAUUGAAUCGUUUGAAGAUAUGCUUUUGCACCCGAGCAUCAUGAAGGAUAUUACAUAUCAUGGAUAUACUAGGCCGACUUCUAUUCAGGCUCAGGCCAUGACAGUUGCUCUUAGUGGAAGAGAUUUGUUAGGUUGUGCUCAAACUGGUAGUGGCAAAACUGCUGCAUUCGCCAUUCCGAUGAUACAGCACUGCUUGGCUCAGUCUCCCAUUUGGCGUGGCGAUGGACCGCUGGCAUUGGUGUUGGCUCCUACCAGAGAGCUAGCCCAACAGAUUGAAAAGGAGGUCAAAUGUUUUAGCAGAUCUCUCGAAUGCUUUAGAACUGCAAUAGUUGUUGGUGGAACUAACAUUGCUGACCAGAGGUCUGAACUAAGAGCUGGAGUGGAUGUAAUUGUUGCUACUCCAGGAAGAUUCAUUGAUCAUUUACAGCAAGGAAACACUUCCCUCUCUAGAAUUUCGUUUAUUGUUCUGGAUGAAGCUGAUAGAAUGCUUGAUAUGGGGUUUGAACCACAGAUUAGAGAGGUAUUGCACAAUCUUCCAAAAAGGCAUCAAACUCUGCUAUUUAGUGCAACUAUGCCUGUGGAGAUUGAGAUACUAACCCAGGAGUACCUAACUACCCCUGUGCAAAUUAAGGUUGGAAAAGUGAGCAGCCCAACUGCAAAUGUAUCUCAAGUUUUGAAAAAAGUUUCUGAAAGUGAGAAGAUUGAUUGCCUUCUAGCUUUGCUUGUGGAGGAUGCAUCUCAGGCUGAAAGAUCUGGUCAUCCCUUUCCUUUAACUGUUGUGUUUGUGGAAAGGAAGACAAGGUGUGAUGAAGUUGCUGAAGCUCUGGUAGCACAAGGCUUACAGGCGGCUGCUCUUCAUGGUGGCCGUAGUCAGAGUGAAAGAGAAGCUGCUCUGCAAGAUUUUAGAAGUGGCUCCAAUAAUAUUUUGGUUGCCACUGAUGUUGCAUCUCGAGGAUUGGAUGUCACAGGAGUUGCUCAUGUGAUUAAUCUGGAUCUUCCUAAGACAAUGGAAGAUUAUGUACAUAGAGUUGGAAGGACAGGCCGUGCAGGAUCAGCUGGCCAAGCUACUUCAUUUUACACUGAUCGUGAUCUGUUCCUAGUGGCACAAAUAAAGAAAGCAAUUGCAGAUGCUGAAUCUGGUAACAUAGUGGCUUUUGCAACUGGGAAGGUUGCUAGAAGGAAAGAGAGAGAAGCAGCAGCCUUGCAAAAGGAAGCGAGGAAUGCUCUGUCUCAAAUGGUUGGACCCACUUCAUCAAGCAUUGAGGAUAAGUAUAGGUUCAUGAUUGCCUCUUCAAGUAUCAAAGGAGAGGGUGCAGCAGAUAGUGCUUGGGAUGAUUAAAUGGAAGUUUCCUUCAGUACCUCUUACAUAGCUUUGAUGAUACAAGCUUAUGUUUUCAAGAUUUUUAAGGUGUACGGUUUCUGAGUUUGGGCUUAAAGAUAAAGAUGUGCUGAAGAUUAUAAAUUUCUGGUGAGUUGUUCAUCUUCCAAUGUCACUGCUCCAUUACAUGUUCAGUUACCAGUUAUAAGAAGGGUGGAUUGCAUGAAUGCUGAUAGGGCUUUGUAGGACUUCUCAUGUAUUCUGUAUAUUGUACAUCUUAGGAGUGUUCAAGUGGAAACUUUGCAAUUUAACUGUGAUAUUGGUACUUAUCAAGUGUCAACUUGAAUUAUCUUUAUACUUAUCAUCUUUAUUGGAGCA
Hevea brasiliensis (rubber tree) is the source of this 2182-nucleotide messenger RNA. RefSeq lists its product as uncharacterized. NCBI's taxonomy places the organism in Eukaryota, Viridiplantae, Streptophyta, Magnoliopsida, Malpighiales, Euphorbiaceae. The record is from RefSeq and is a predicted model, not a curated record. Gene Ontology annotation, molecular function: RNA helicase activity; nucleic acid binding; ATP binding. Bases 128 to 1825 code for a protein of 565 amino acids. The transcript is spliced from 15 exons.